AUUUAUGUCUUGAUUUCGUUUGGCGAAGGAUAUCAUUGAAUAAUUUUUAAAUAUAAAAUAAUUUUUGAUACGAAAAUAUUCGACGACAUAAGAAUUAUGACUUUAAAUACAUUGCCUUGGUAAUGUUAUUGAGUAGAUUUAUUCCAUAGCAAGAUUGAGCUGUACAUAAUGGAUGUAACAUUGCUCUCUCAUAUGAAGCACUCGGCUAUCAAAUGAUUUUUGCAUCAUUUUAUUCUGGAUUAAAAAGAUAUGAAUGAAGAUAGAAAGCAAUGGUCCUACCUUUGCUCCGGAUUGCAUCAAGAAGCAGACGACUAUAGUUCUGCAACAUCUUUAGUGCAACCUGGCGUAUAUCACCCCUGCAACAGAACGUCGAAUCCGAAAGCAAUAAGAAGAAAAUACUUACGAGCCGUGUUUAAAAAUGGCGAAUUCAAUAUUUAUAGAACACCAACGAAGGCAUUGAAAUUGUUCACGAAUUACUUUAUUUUGUUGGUUGAGACAAGAUGGAGAUGGACGCUUAUGAAUUUCUUCACAGCAUUCACCUGUAUUUGGCUAUUCUUUGGUUUCAUUUACUGGGCGAUCUCCUUGAACCACGAUGACUUUAAGGAUGACCAUUUACCUCCAUAUCAAAACAUCACAGGAUUCACGCCUUGCAUCAAAAAUAUUUACGGAUUCACAUCUGCGUUCUUGUUCAGUGUCGAAGUGCACACAACAGUCGCUUACGGUCGAAGAGCUAUCACACUUGAAUGUCCAGAAACAAUUAUUGCAAUGUGCCUGCAAUGCAUUGUGAGCUCUAUAUUCCAAGCUAUAAUGGUUGGAAUCCUUUUCGCUAAAUUAACUCGACCACGGGCGAGAACACAAACGAUUCUCUUUAGCAAACAUGUAGUUAUAAAUGUGAGGAAUGAAAAAUUUUGUCUCAUAUUUCGAGUUGGUGAUAUGAGAAAAUCUAGAAUACUCUAUAUAGAACCAAAGGCCUACGUUUUAAGAUUUAACUCAGAUUAUAAUGUACUGGACGACUCAGAACAAAUUGAAUUAAAAUUGGAUAUUGAUGAAUGCGAAUCAACAUUUUUCCUUUGGCCGGUAACAGUGGUUCACGUAGUUGAUGAAAGCAGCCCUUUCUAUGGAUUAUCAGCGGCUGAUCUUUUGUGCACUAAAUUAGAAAUUCUUGUUCUAUUUGAAGGUAUAAUUGAGUCGACUGGCCAACCUAUUCAGGCUAGGUCGAGUUUCACUGAAUACGAUAUUCUUUGGGGGCACAGGUUUGUUCCAAUGGUUGGUUACAAUUUGGACAAAAUGCUGUAUGAUGUGGAUUUUUCCAAGCUAUCUGAAGUUCAGCAAGUCGAUACACCUCUCUGUUCACCAAGCGAAUAUGAUAAUAUUUUGUUAAUGUUUCCAAAUGAAGCUUAUUCUGAAUAUUAAUUUAUUAAAUUAAAUAAUUAUUAAUUUAAUAAUAUUAUCUGCAUUUAUUAUUAUCAUUUGA
This is a messenger RNA of Vanessa atalanta (red admiral), 1474 nucleotides long. RefSeq names its product inward rectifier potassium channel 4-like. The record is from RefSeq and is a predicted model, not a curated record. NCBI's taxonomy places the organism in Eukaryota, Metazoa, Arthropoda, Insecta, Lepidoptera, Nymphalidae. Gene Ontology annotation, biological process: potassium ion import across plasma membrane; regulation of monoatomic ion transmembrane transport. Gene Ontology annotation, cellular component: plasma membrane. Gene Ontology annotation, molecular function: inward rectifier potassium channel activity. The transcript is spliced from 4 exons. Bases 250 to 1413 code for a protein of 387 amino acids.